Molecule: messenger RNA, 311 nt
Organism: Paramecium pentaurelia
Lineage: Eukaryota; Ciliophora; Oligohymenophorea; Peniculida; Parameciidae
Source: the annotation of a GenBank genome assembly
UGUAAGAACAUAAUUUAUAAGUUAUUCUAGUACUCCUUACAGCAGAACAAGAGAGUUCAAUUUUAUUUGAACACUUAGGAGCUCUACUAUCAUCAAUGCAAUUAUUUUCAAAGUAUAAUCUUUCUAACUUACAACAUUUAUAUAGAUAGAAUAAUUGGAUCUUUAAUAAUAUAUAUCAUAAUCUUAACGUAUAACUAGCUAAAAAAUAUACAAAUGUUUGUAAUUAUAUACAGAAACUUUUUUUCUAUUUUGAAUUCUCGAAAAAAGAGUUAAACAAAAAAAAUCAUUAAUUUUCAAUAACACUUAUUUGA